GCGAGGAACGCAACCGCAACGCCGCACCGCUAGCCACUAGCUCGCCUCGCUCUCAAGCUUAAGCACGAGAGGAUCAGCCAAGCCUCCCUCCCUCCCUCCCGCGUCUCUCUCUCUCUCGCGCGCGCUCCGCCAUGGAGGAGGCCCAGUUUGUGGAGUCGAAGGAUGGAACCAUCUCAGUUGCUUCUGCAUUUGCUGGACAUCAUGAAGCUGUACAAGAUAGGGACCACAAAUUCUUGACUAAAGCGGUUGAAGAAGCGUACCGGGGAGUUGAGUGCGGUGAUGGAGGCCCCUUUGGAGCAGUCGUUGUCCGUAACGAUGAAGUAGUAGUCAGCUGCCAUAACAUGGUUCUGAAGCAUACUGAUCCAACUGCACAUGCUGAAGUGACUGCAAUAAGAGAGGCUUGCAAAAAGCUUGGGAAAAUUGAGCUCGCAGAUUGUGAAAUCUACGCGUCUUGUGAGCCAUGCCCAAUGUGCUUUGGUGCGGUUCAUCUCUCCCGGAUCAAGAGGCUGGUGUACGGAGCCAAGGCAGAAGCUGCCAUUGCCAUUGGAUUUGAUGACUUCAUCGCAGACGCUCUGAGAGGCACUGGGUACUACCAGAAGGCCAACAUGGAGAUCAUCAAGGCUGACGGCAACGGAGCCCUGAUCGCAGAGCAAGUCUUUGAGAAGACCAAGGAGAAGUUUCAGAUGUACUAAUGUGCAGGAAAUAGUUUCAGAUAUGCCAAAGUCCCUCUGAUGAUCUAGGGAGGAAGGAAACAAUAAUGUUCAGCUUUUCCAUUAUUUCUGAAAUUGCCAAUUCAAAUGUAUUUUCAUCAUGAUAACAUCUCAAUUGCCUACAUGUUAAUAUCAUUCAAUGAUUUACUACGGACCAACGGAGCA
Molecule: messenger RNA, 875 nt
Organism: Oryza brachyantha (malo sina)
Lineage: Eukaryota; Viridiplantae; Streptophyta; Magnoliopsida; Poales; Poaceae
Product: guanosine deaminase
Exons: 5
Coding region: 132-692 (186 amino acids)
Biological process (GO): purine nucleoside catabolic process
Molecular function (GO): zinc ion binding; guanosine deaminase activity
Source: RefSeq, a predicted model, not a curated record